Molecule: messenger RNA, 2439 nt
Organism: Drosophila takahashii
Lineage: Eukaryota; Metazoa; Arthropoda; Insecta; Diptera; Drosophilidae
Gene: RIC-3
Product: RIC3 acetylcholine receptor chaperone
Biological process (GO): protein localization to cell surface; synaptic transmission, cholinergic
Cellular component (GO): neuron projection; intracellular membrane-bounded organelle; neuronal cell body
Source: RefSeq, a predicted model, not a curated record
CCUGCUUUCUGGGCAGAGAAAUUUAUAACGACAAACAAACAGUUUGAAAUUAGCCGUAAUUAGAUAAGAUAACGAACUUUAAAAAUAAAUUAAGGUGUUAAUGCUAACCAACUGAUAAUGCUUUAAACGUUCAGAAAGCGAGCAACAUUAACCAGCUAAAGCCAACAUGAGCCAAUGUCAAAGUUAAACAAAAACCGGAAUCACCGCGCAUAGUCAACAGCUCGCCGAGAGCCAUCAACGAACCAAAUCGAUCAGGAAUAUUUAAGGACAGUUUGCCUUAGGAACCACUUAGCUUUAACCACCAACAAUAGCCAUAAAAUAGAAUCGAGAUCUAAGCCAAAAUGCCUGCGACAGCCACAUCGAAGCCAAGACCUCCGGUCGUCGAGGAGGGAAUGACGCCCAAGAAAACCGCCUUGAUCAUUGUCACCGUGAUCGGAUGCAUCGCCAUUCUGUGGCCUAAGGUUUUCCAUCCCAUGAUGUUCGGCGGUGUUCCGCCUCCCAAGCAAAACUUCAAGGAUCAGCGAGCAGCGACACCUGGCGGAUGUUGUGACGUUGUGCUUGACAGGGAGCAGUUUAUGAAUGUCUCAAAGAAGGACACUGUUGAGCCUUUCGGUCCGCAUUUGUAUCGCAAACAAAUCAAUGUUUACACGGGCGAAAUAAGUCUGCGCCAGGAGCGUCCAGCCCACCUGCAUCCGGAAUCUAUAUAUCAGGCGAUGAGGGAGCGGGGUCGUGCCAUCCCCGCCACUCCCACAGUUCCGAUUGUGGAGCAACGCAAGAGCUCACCUAGUAAUCCGCCUCCGCGGAUCGUCGACGGACGGCCCGGACCCAUUCCUGGGAUGCGCCCGCCCAUGGGAGCCGGAGCUCUGCAUCAACCACAGCAGCGUGGCAGUAGCAUGGGAUUCCUGAUGCCGCUUUACACGAUCGGAAUUGUGGUGUUCUUUGGAUACACGCUCAUGAAGAUAAUGUUCAAGAACAAGGGUCCCAAUGAACCCUACGGACCGGCACCUGUGAAUCCUGCCUUCCGUCAGGAGGUCUUUGGCCAACAGAACCACAGUCAGGUGGAGGAUUUGGCCAGCAGCAAGUUAGGCUGGCGAGAGCAUCAGACAAGAUCUGCUGCCGCUACUGCCGCCGUGAAGAAGCUGCCGGCCGCCAAGGACACCGAAAAGGAGCUACUCAACGCCAGUCUGUCGGCCACCGAGGUGGCCAGCAGCCUGUCCAACUCGCUGAAGCACCACCAGCAGCUGAAGGAGGCCGAGCAGCUGAUGGAGAUCGAGAAGCUGCGCCAAAAGCUCGAGUCCACGGAGCGGGCGAUGGCCCAGCUGGUGGCCGAAAUGAACACCGAUCAGUAUGAGGCCAAGAAAAACGACAACGAAAAAACGAGAGAGCAACUAGACGAGCAGAACCUUUCCAACGGACAUGCAAACACCGAACAAAAUCAGGAACAAGCGAAGGGAGGCAGGAAACGCCGGGAUCUGAGCGCUGAACGGGAGCUAACGGUACUCGGCAUGGAGUUAACAGCCAGUUGCGAGGGCGGCCAAAAGUGGACUGGACGCCCUCCAACGCCUGUUUUCCGAUCGCCAAGCGAACAUUCCAAAUUGGAAGAAAACUUGCCAGAGCCGCAGUCCAUUUACUUGGAAGGCGCUUUGGCCCACGAGUCUCAGAUCCUGGUGGCCGACUCCCAAAUCAAACGCGAAGAGGUCUACGACUCUGAGCUCAAUGGAUCAGCCGAGGAACCAGCCAUCAUUCUUAGCAGCAGAAUGACAUUGUCAUUGAUUAAUUUGGACGCAAAUCAACUGAAUGGAAAUGCCGGCAAAUCCGCAGUGGAAAGUCCUCUGGCUGAUGACAUCGAAAUAAUUGGACACGACGAGCAGUAGACAAAGAUCUAUACUUGAAUGUAUACCGAUCGAAUUUUUGAUAUAUUUUGGCAAUGAUAUGAUAACGACUUGAUUCAGACGAAACUAUAAAUUAUGACUGAUUAACACGAAACAGAUUUGCCAAUAAUUUGAUAUCUAAUUUGUAUAUACAUAUUGUAUGUUUUGAUAUCUUUGUUUUGAUUUUAAAACGCCAAAGUUUUGUCUCCCUUUGAAAAUCCACAAACCAAAGCCCUGUCUUUCUGCUCUUCAAAAACUUUUCUCAUUUUCGGUCAAACGUAAACCUACUUGCAUGUCGGAAAAACUCUUUAACUCGAUUAGAAAACUUGCGCUCUUUGCAAGCUGCAUGAUUUUAUGUGAAUACUGUUAGUUGAAAGUCAAUGCAAAACUAGUCUACCACUAAGCUAAGCGCAUAUGUAUUUCUUCGCAUCAAGAACCCGUAGUUAUUUGGCAAGGAAAAUUACCCACAAAAAGAUCCGAUCGAUUGCACAUUAUGAUUAAACAAAUAAAGUUAGUGCCACAGCGUUUGUGAACCUAGUAUAAUGAAUAAAUUGAAAACCGAACUUGA